This is a messenger RNA of Drosophila ananassae, 1275 nucleotides long. RefSeq lists its product as uncharacterized. The coding region runs from base 383 to 1222 and encodes 279 amino acids. The record is from RefSeq and is a predicted model, not a curated record. Lineage: Eukaryota; Metazoa; Arthropoda; Insecta; Diptera; Drosophilidae. The transcript has a single exon.
GUCGCCCCAUUAAUUUGGCUUAUCCCCCAGCACGUGUAAUUAACAUCAGCCAGAAGAGAUCUACAAACUAAAAAGCCAAAAAUAGAAGGAAAAAAAUGCCAAAAAAAAAAGGCAAAAAAAAAAUAAAAGAAAACCAAGAACCAAGAACAACUUAAAACGAAGCGAGAUUAAUGGAUUUAAUCGCGAUGAAAGCGUGAGUUUUUUGUUAAAAAAAAAUUCCGUGAUAAGCGUUUGCGAUAAGGAGCAAAAAAAAAACUAGAGCUCAUUAGGACGGGGCGGCGGUUGAGUCUUAAAUUUUUCGGCUAUAAAAGCCGGGAUCUUUGGCCAAAAAGAGCACAGUCUAGCUUCCAAUCCAAUAGCUUCCAACACCAAGCCAAGCAAGAUGCAUCCAACUCUGAGGUUUCCUCUAGCCCUGUUGCUAACCAUUUGUCUCGGUGUAGAGCUGGGCAAUACGGCGCCCGGGAACGUGGCCCAACUGGUAGUGCCCUUGACCCUGACCGAGUUCCAGUUCCCGCUGGAGGUGAAGGAGGAGAUCCGUGAGGAUCCCGAACCGAGAGUGCGAAAUUCCGCCAACAUUGUUGGGGAUUUCCAGGGACGCAAUUUUUUCAAGCACUCACCGCCACCCUCGACCACCAUCAUUAUAAUGCCAUCUCCGGGCAAUAGCACCAUCAACAAUACUUUGACAUCCUCCUCGACUCCGGCCUCAACUACAACAACUCGAACCGAUGACUUCCUUCGCACUCCCAUCGCCGUGCCCUAUCCGGUCAACUUCCCAGUGCAGUCGCCGGCCUAUCCGAUGCAGUUCUUCCGCCAGCGCCAGGAUCAGACCCCCGCCCUGUCCUAUCCCUCGGCCAUAUUCGGCUGGAGCGGAGCGGAGCAGGCUCUCCUUGGCGGCGGACUGGGAGCCGAUGCCGGCUACUCAUCGCUAGCGUCUAUCCGGUCUCCGGUACCCAUGGUGCCCAUCACCAUCGGCAACGAGGUGCGCUACGUCCCCCUGAAUCUCCGCAUGUUCCGGCAGCUGAUCCCCAACCGCCCCGCUAUCCGGGAGAGCGAGGACCCCGCCGGAAACGACGACCUCUCGCCCUUCGUCCAGGAGGUCGAGGAGGUAGCCGACGAGGAGGACACCGCCGAUAACUCCGAGGGGCUGGGCCUCUUCGCCCAGCGCUUCCGCCAGCGCAGGAGGCGGCCUCUGCAGAACCUCCGCCGGGUUCAGUACCUCUAAGGAGAUGAUCCAGGACCUCUGUCAAGACCCACCCGCAAACGGCUAAUCAUAAC